GUUGCCAGCAGACUAUAAGUGCUUGGAUAAACUUUCCCUGGAGCUUCUCUCUGAACUUCUACUCCCUGCCACUGCGGUCAAGCGUCCUGCACACAUUUCCGGAGCCAUGACUAAAUUAGAGACCUCCAUGGAGUCCAUUAUUAAGGUCUUCCACGACUAUUCCAGUGAAGACAAGGAGGGGAAGACCUUAAACAAGAAAGAGUUGAAAAAGCUGCUGGAGAAUGAGUUACCCGGCUUUCUGAAAAGAAAUCCAAAUGCAGUGGACAGCAUCAUCAAAGAUUUGGACCAAAACAAAGAUGAUAAGAUAAACUUUGAGGAAUUCAUCGGGUUCGUCGCCGGCCUCUCAAACGCCUGUGAGAAGUGUUACGAUCUCUCUCAAAAGAAGCUCAAGCAUUGAAAGGCAAAUACUACGGGAAAUAUUGAUGCUGAGUUUUCAUAAAUAAAACUACAUUUUACAAGA
Messenger RNA from Limanda limanda (common dab), 460 nucleotides. It is a transcript of the gene s100a10b, whose product is annotated as S100 calcium binding protein A10b. Gene Ontology annotation, cellular component: cytoplasm. Gene Ontology annotation, molecular function: calcium ion binding. NCBI's taxonomy places the organism in Eukaryota, Metazoa, Chordata, Actinopteri, Pleuronectiformes, Pleuronectidae. The record is from RefSeq and is a predicted model, not a curated record. Bases 107 to 397 code for a protein of 96 amino acids. The transcript has 3 exons.